Molecule: messenger RNA, 3536 nt
Organism: Uranotaenia lowii
Lineage: Eukaryota; Metazoa; Arthropoda; Insecta; Diptera; Culicidae
Gene: Fbxl7
Product: F-box/LRR-repeat protein 7
Exons: 8
Coding region: 903-3236 (777 amino acids)
Biological process (GO): SCF-dependent proteasomal ubiquitin-dependent protein catabolic process
Cellular component (GO): SCF ubiquitin ligase complex
Molecular function (GO): protein binding
Source: RefSeq, a predicted model, not a curated record
CUGCGCUGAGCUCUCGGGUUUUUCGGUUCUGCGGUUUUGCUUGUCGUGAUUUGUCUUCUCGUUUUGCGAUCGGGUUCGUCGUCUGUUUUUCCCGCAAUUGAACUUACCCGGGGGAACUCUCUGGUGUGUUGUGGUGAGUGAGAAAGAGAGAGGACGGAGGAACCUCAGAAAGGAAGUCGCGCGUUAUUGACGUGUGGUGCUCGGGGCACUACAGUUUUUUUUCUUCUACUCGUAUACUUUCUGUGGCUUCUUGCUGUUGCCAUACCUCUUCGUGCUCUUCUUAUUCCGUCGUGGUGUGUUGUGAUGUUUGACUCUUGCCUAACUAGUUUUGUGCAUGUUUAAAUCUCCAUCUGGUUCAACGAAAAAUUGAAUGGCCAUAGUGUAUACUGAUCGCGGAUGCUGUGAGUGGGGUGAAUGUAUUUGGCAAGUGUUUUCAAUUAGAAAACCUUUCAACCCCAAAAUAGAAAAAAAAAAACACAGCUACAAAUCAGUGAUCUACUCUCGAUUGGAGAAAUGAGAAGAAAUUUUCACGCAUAAUUUCACAUAUCCUCACACAUUAACAUGAAAGAAACGGCCUAGCUGAUGAUGGGAGAAAAGUGUAGCUAUUGAAAAGUGCCCGUGCGUAUUUUUUUUCUGCUUGAGAGUGUGUGAGUGAAGGUUUGAAGUGAUCUUGAGACACCAGUCCGUCAGUCAGCAGCAGCCAUAGAGGAUCUUUUUUUCUCUUGUUAUUUGGUACCCGGGAACGAACCAUCCAUCGUUCCAGCCGAAUUUCUGCAGGCGAAGUUGAUUUCUCAAAACAGAAAACAAACCUAGGUGGUGGCCGAUUCGUGCAUUUCAAUAAGUUCGUCCGGCAGACAUGGCUUACAGAAUCGGGAAAGAUAGAUAACAUCUACUGAUUCAAAAUGUCGCAUCAACCGCGACGAGGUGCUCCGGUCGAGUGCCCGCUGGCAUCCCUGGGAAGGAACACUCCAUCCAUGGAUGCCAUCCAGUACCAUCACCCGUUGAGUUCCAGUCCACUGGACCCGCAGGCAUACCAAAUGUCUCGAAAAACGCCAAUCCUAGGAAUCGAAUCGGACAUUUACACCGCUGAGACGAGUCUGGUGGAAAAUCGACCCUCCACAAACGGACGGAACAGUGUCAAAUCUCUGGAAAAUGGCAACCACACUUCUCGAAAUCCUCCCUCAUCGUUAGAUCAGAGUGCUUCCUUCCUUCGCACGAUACCACCCCCAACGGUUAGUAGAAGGGGCGAAUAUCGGCCGUUACGACCUAGAACCUACACCCCGAUAGAUACACUACUCACCAACACCUAUCAACAUCACCAACAACAAAGACUGACACCGGUUAUCAUGGACAUUCAACGGAACGCAGUCAACUAUCAACCCGAUGGACAACCACUGACUUCGCUGUCUGAAGCAGACAGAUACUUCCUCGAGGAAAAAAUGGACUCACUCUACAUUCAAGGUGCCAUCCGAAGAAAUGCCAACACGCCGUCCAGCCUAACCCGGAACCAAUCCAGCAGCAGUAACAACACCGAACGCUACUUCUUGGAGAACGAAAACAUCGAUGCAAUCUACAACUUUUGCCAUGCAGCGGCUGGAGUGACCACCAUAAACUCGCACAACUCCUCCAAGGCGUCAUCGAGUCACAACGACUGUCUGGAUUCCAGCUCGCCGAACCUGCUAAGGAGGGCUUCGAGCCCAGAAACCAGCGGCUCAGAUAGGUACCUGAUAGAUCGAAUACGCGGGUCCCCAGCAUAUCACGGGAGGAGUUCACGGCUAGCCCAGCAGCUGCGAAACCAGACUACAGAUUUCGUUGAUGGAAGAAUCCACAACAACAAGUCACAUCACUUCAGCGAGGGCGUGUCGCGGUAUGGCCGUUUUUCGCCUAGCCUGGAUCAGGGCUACCACACGCUGGUCUCGCCCUCGCCAUCCGGUCAGCAGCAAUCGACCAUUCCCGCUUCCUGGAAUACAGCAAUACCCAAAGCUAGCAGCAGUUCGCUAACCAAUGGCACCACCAGUUUGAACAGCAGCGGUCAACUGAAUAGCAACAGCCUAGCGUCGAUCAACGGGGAUCUGAUCAAUGGGAACGCCUCUUCGUUAUUCACCUCCGGUCCACUGUUCGAUCUACUGUCCAACGAGCUGAUGGUGAAAAUCUUUGAAUGGCUCGACAGUUGCGAAUUGUGCAAUAUCGCGCGUGUCUGCAAGCGUUUCGAGUCGGUUGUUUGGAGUCCAGUGCUUUGGAAAGUCAUCAAAAUCAAGGGAGAAAAUAACAGUGGUGAUAGAGCUAUCAAAACUAUCCUGCGACGAUUGUGUGGUCAAACGCGGAACGGCGCAUGUCCAGGGGUAGAGCGAAUGUUGCUUAGCGAUGGGUGCCGAUUGACGGAUAAAAGUUUGCAGCUACUAUCCAGGAGGUGUCCCGAGAUCACACAUUUGCAGAUUCAGAACAGUGUAACCAUCACAAAUCAGGCACUGUUCGAUUUGGUAACGAAGUGUACCAACCUGCAACAUCUCGACAUAACAGGCUGUGCACAAAUCACAUGCAUAAACAUCAAUCCAGGCUUGGAGACUCCGCGACGAUUAUUGCUUCAGUAUUUGGAUUUAACCGAUUGCGCUUCGAUUUCGGACUCCGGUUUGAAGAUAAUCGCCAGAAAUUGUCCACUGUUGGUGUACCUUUACUUGAGACGAUGUCUGCAAAUCACUGAUGCUGGUCUAAAAUUCAUUCCAAACUUCUGUAUAGCUUUGAGGGAACUGAGCGUAUCGGAUUGUACAAACGUGACGGACUUUGGACUGUACGAACUGGCCAAGCUCGGUGCAACGCUGCGCUAUCUGUCGGUGGCCAAAUGCGAUCAGGUUUCGGAUGCCGGUUUAAAGGUGAUAGCUAGGCGGUGCUACAAACUUCGCUAUCUAAAUGCUCGGGGUUGUGAAGCCGUCAGCGAUGAUUCGAUCAACGUGCUAGCGCGUUCCUGUCCUCGGCUUAGGGCCCUGGACAUUGGCAAGUGCGACGUCAGCGAUGCCGGCCUUCGAGCAUUGGCCGAAAGUUGCCCGAACCUCAAGAAGCUUAGUUUGCGGAAUUGUGAUAUGAUAACCGAUCGGGGAAUCCAGUGCAUCGCGUACUAUUGCCGGGGUCUACAGCAGCUGAAUAUUCAAGAUUGCCAAAUAUCCGUCGAAGGCUAUCGAGCAGUGAAAAAGUACUGCAAACGAUGUGUGAUAGAACAUACGAAUCCGGGAUUCUGCUAGCAUCGUUAAACGUUAAGCAUGGUUAAACCUCAGAAGACUCUCUAUUUGAAAAUUAGACAAACGUAAAAAAAAUCGUAGCAAAUUAUUCGUUAAUGGUCGCUCUUUAAAUUUCAGUUUUGCCAAAAAACAAAGUGAACAGAAAUUGUUAUUAACCUUUUUUUUAAAUUAGUGGAAUAUUUUAAUGUACUUAUUUUCAUUUCAUGUUUUGGUUGUAUACUAACUUAAAAAGGAAAAACAAUAUUGUAUUUUAAUUGCAUUUUUAACGAUGUAUAGUUUUUAUUUAUAAAAAGGAAAGAUAGA